AUGCCAAACCUCUUUGAGUUUAUUCGCCGUAAAAAACAAGAACGCAACGUUAGGAUACUUGCAAGGAAGUUUAAAAAAGAUAUCGUAAACCUUCCCAAAGUGCUUCAAGACCCCGUCAUUGCUUCUCUUGUGCUCCGGGCCACAAAAAACCAUACCAAUAUGCCAGCUAUAAUAAUCCAGUGGAAUAACGCUGGAUUCAACAACGUCCCUACUUCACCUACAAUAGACACGGAGUUGUUGGCCAGGAUCAGAAUGCCAUAG
This is a messenger RNA of Paraglomus brasilianum, 261 nucleotides long. The record is from the annotation of a GenBank genome assembly. Lineage: Eukaryota; Fungi; Glomeromycota; Glomeromycetes; Paraglomerales; Paraglomeraceae.